CCACUAACAAAACAGAGGAAAGCCUUUAUUGUUCUUGUCUUUUUCUUUUGCAGCUGCCACUAGUGUGCUACUGAUCUCCGGUCACCAACAGGUUAGCUAAAACAAGAUCUGUAAUCAAUUUCAGAUGUUGUCUUCAACUUUGGUUCUAAUCCCUGUGAAUAUCAGCUUAUGUUUUAUGUUGGGGGUUUCGAUUUGAACUCAAGGGUAUCUGUUCUUAUCGCACAUCCAACGUUGAAGCUUGUUAUGAUAAUUACUAGUUAGUGCCUUCGCUUAUUUCCUAUCUGCGGAUUAUGAGCUUUAUUUUGAUUUUGAAAUGAUGUGUGAGCAUAAGAGAUGGCUUUCCAGUUUUGUGGUGGUGCCAGGCUUAGUCAACUGGUAAUAAAUAGUGUUCCAAUUGAGAUUUCAGUUUCUGUUCUAGCGUGUUUUUUCUAUCUGCAUAUUUAAGGAUUAGGGUUUGGGUUUGUGUUCCAAGAAUGAGCAGUUCGGGUUUGGGUGGGGGGAUUUUGGACUUGGAGUCUCCAUUUCAUAGACACCAGCACACCCAAUUGGGUCAACAAUCAAUAACUGGUCAACAGCACAUAAAUAUUAUGAGUGGUCUUGAAAGUGAUCACCCCAUUGGCCUAAUUGAAGUGAAGAGUUUGAAUGUGGCGUUGAAUUUUGGUAAAGCAAAGGCACUUGCUCCUUCCAAUAGUAAUGAGUUGAGUGAAGAAGAUGAGCCUAGCUAUGCAGAAGAAGGGAAUUGUGAGAACCUGGAUGGUGGGAACAGCAAAAAGGGGUCUCCUUGGCAGCGAAUGAAGUGGACAGACAAUGUGGUUAGGCUUCUUAUAACAGUGGUGAGUUGUGUGGGUGAUGAUGGCACAAUUGGUGGCAUGGAUGGUCAUAAAAGGAAAUCUGGGGUUUUACAAAAGAAGGGCAAGUGGAAAAUGGUCUCCAAGAUAAUGAUAGGCAAGGGUUGCCAUGUGUCACCGCAGCAGUGUGAGGACAAGUUCAAUGACUUAAACAAGAGAUACAAGAGGUUAAAUGACAUACUUGGAAGGGGAACUUGUUGUCAGGUGGUUGAGAAUCCUGUGCUGAUGGAUUCAAUGCCUAACCUGUCAGCUAAGAUGAAGGAUGACGUUCGGAAGAUAUUGAGCUCAAAACACUUGUUUUAUAAGGAGAUGUGUGCCUACCAUAAUGGGCAAAGGAUACCAAAUUCUCAUGAACUUGAUUUACCGGGCUAUUCUCUGGAGCAUGGGAGGGACUCCAGAGAUAAUAAUGGAUCUGAGGAUGAAGAUGAGGAUAACAAUGAUAGUGAGGAUGAUGAGUCGGAUGAUGAAAUUAAUACUAAUGCACAUGAGGAUGGGGGGAGGAUGCAGGAGCUAUGUGAUAGAAAUAAAUUAAGUGACGAGGAUGUCCAUUUUGGUCCACAAACUUCUCGAAUGGAUAAAUUUGAGGUUGAAAUGGCAAGGGUUUUCCAGGACCCCACAAAGUUGUUGCGUGAACAAAGAGAGUGGAUUAAGAUCCAGAUGUUACAGCUUCAAGAGCAAAAUAUCAGCUACCAAGCCCAAGCUCUUGAACUUGAGAAACAACGGCUUAAGUGGUUAAGAUAUUGCAGCAAGAAGGACAGGGAGCUGGGGAAGCUGAGGUUGGAGAACAAAAGAAUGAAAUUAGAAAACGAGCACAGGAUCUUGAAACUGAAGCAGAAAGAGCUUGAGGCAGAUUUCAGUACAUCUGAGAUGUCUUUAGACCCUGCCUCUCUUGGAAUCAACCGGACGCAAGGGAGGGAACAUAUCAGCUUAGGCAGACAACAGUAGCUCCUUCUCUGGAAGGAUCGGUCAUUAUUGCUUAAAUGAGUGUCGUGGCAUUAGCAACUAAGCUGUGAAGCGUAAAUUCAUUUGGAAUGUGAAGAAAUAAAUGCUUUGCUAAACUAGUUGCACGCUUUACCUCAUUUAAUCGUUAUAUAUUGGCAUGUGGGGUUUUGCCAGUGACACGGAAAUAGAUGGAUGUUGCUCUAAGGCACUUGAGCUCUUAUUGGUCCUCAAUUCAUCAUUGAUGUGGUUUUAACUUGUCUUUUAUCAACAUAAUUGUAACUGUGUUACAUUUGUAUCCACAUACCACAUGCGUGCGUGAUUUAAUUUUUGGUCUUGUAAAUUAACCUGGGGGUAAAAGGUUACCAGCAUCCCAAGGUGUGUCACCAACUUUGUUGUAACAUUUUUUUGGUACAGACAUUAUUGUAACUUUGUUACAUUUAGUAGCUACAUGAAGUAUGCUUGAUUCGUUUUUUAGUUA
Messenger RNA from Glycine soja, 2268 nucleotides. RefSeq lists its product as uncharacterized. Bases 474 to 1793 code for a protein of 439 amino acids. NCBI's taxonomy places the organism in Eukaryota, Viridiplantae, Streptophyta, Magnoliopsida, Fabales, Fabaceae. The record is from RefSeq and is a predicted model, not a curated record. The transcript is spliced from 2 exons.